UGGCGGACGGAGACCUAUCACUACUCACCUCACUGGCCACGAUACCGCCGUAGCCCGGCUCGCUUCACCCCUCCGCCUCCCGGGCGCGGCGAACGGGUUGGGGGGGAGGCCUGGCGCCCCUCCGCUGGGCAGUGGUUGGAGGCCGCGACGGCUGCGCAUUCUGGCCGGCCUUUUCAAAGUACAGGCACAAUGCUGAAAAGAAUGACAAGACUUAUCUCCAGGGUCCAUAAGUUGGACCCUGGACAUAAUUUGCACAUGAGGACCCAGGCACCCCAAAACCUUGCUGCUCACCCAGAUAGCCAGGUUUCAGCUGAAAAUCCCAGACCUAUUUCCCGCACCAGUGAAAAUGACCCGGCCAAGCAUGAGGAGCAGCAUGAGGGCCAGCACUACAGCCUUCCCCUCCAGGACGUGAAGACUGUACUCCCCCACGGCCUGCCUCCUCGAUUUGUGAUGCAGAUGAAGACAUUCAAUGAAGCUUGCCUGAUGGUCAGGAAACCAGCCCUAGAGCUUUUGCAUCACCUGAAAAACACCAAUUUUGAUCAUCCAGCUGUACGAUAUGUUCUCUAUGGGGAGAAGGGAACAGGAAAAACCCUCAGUCUUUGCCAUAUUAUUCAUUUCUGUGCAAAACAGGACUGGCUGAUCCUGCAUAUUCCAGAUGGUCAUCUUUGGGUGAAGAACUGUCAGGAUCUUUUGCAGUCCACCUACAACAAACAACGCUUUGAUCAACCUUUAGAGGCUUCAGUCUGGCUGAAGAAUUUCAAAACUGUAAAUGAACGUUUCUUGAGUCAGAUAAAAACUCAAGAGAAGUAUGUCUGGAAUAAGCGAGAAAGCACUGAGAAAGGCAGCCUUCUGGGAGAAGUAAUCGAACAGGGCAUAACACGGGUGAGGAACGCCACAGAUGCCGUCGGGAUUGUGCUCAAAGAGCUAAAGAGGCAAAGCUCUCUGGGUAUUUUUCACCUCCUGGUGGCAGUGGAUGGAGUCAAUGCUCUCUGGGGGAGGACCACACUGGAAAGAGAAGAUAAAAGCCCAAUCGCGCCAGAGGAACUAGCACUUAUUUACAACUUGAGGAAAAUGGUGAAAAAUGAUUGGAGCGGAGGUGCCAUCGUGCUGACUCUGAGCCAGACUGGGUCCCUUUUUAAACCCCGGAAAGCCUUUUUGCCCCAGGAGCUGCUAGGAAAGGAAGGAUUUGAUGCCCUUGACCCUUUUAUUCCUAUCCUGGUUUCCAACUAUAAUCCAAAAGAAUUUGAAAGUUGUAUUCAGUAUUAUUUGGAAAACAAUUGGCUCCAACAUGAGAAAGCUUACACGGAAGAAGGGAAAAAGGAACUGCUGUUCCUAAGUAAUGCGAAUCCUGGGCAGCUGGAGCGGCUGUGUGCCUACCUCUAAGCCGAAGUCACAACACAGGUGGAAGACAAUGGGAAUUCCCUUUAAGAGACCCAGUCCAACAGGGAGUUCCACAACACAUGUGAAGAGCCCGUGGGGCUGAACAGGACUGCAGUCGGCUCCCACCCUGUGCUAAAAUUGCUUCCUUCUAACAUGACUAUAUUGGGAAUGAGACAUCCUCUUGUUCCUGAAAUUAAUGUCAGUUUAUUAUAUGUGGUUUUCACAUUUUAAUUAACCAUGAAUCCUUUCCCUAUAAUUAAAUUAAGUUUCUUUCUUAAAAUGCUGUGUUAGAUUUAUAAGAGGAAAGAGUCUUCAGAUUGGCCAAAUUGAAUUUCUCUGGCAUUCUGCUUCUUGGGUAUGUAAAGAGACUAAAGUCCACAGAAAUUUCCAGUAGUGCUAUUUUCCAGACUUUAUUCAGUUCAGGAGCAUGACAUUCACAGCUUAACUUCGCCCUCCCAAACUCUUCCCAUUCACUUCCUGUUAACACUUUUGUCAGCCUUCUCUGUGAACCUUCCUGAAACCCCACCAGAAUCUGGCAGCUCUGUCUGGUACAGCCCCUUCAUACAUGUUUCUGAAAGAAUUAAGUAAUAAACUCCUACAGUGUGCAUUGUG
Artibeus jamaicensis (Jamaican fruit-eating bat) is the source of this 1992-nucleotide messenger RNA. RefSeq names its product death associated protein 3 (gene DAP3). Gene Ontology annotation, biological process: apoptotic process. The coding region runs from base 190 to 1383 and encodes 397 amino acids. Gene Ontology annotation, cellular component: mitochondrial small ribosomal subunit; mitochondrial ribosome. Gene Ontology annotation, molecular function: structural constituent of ribosome. The record is from RefSeq and is a predicted model, not a curated record. NCBI's taxonomy places the organism in Eukaryota, Metazoa, Chordata, Mammalia, Chiroptera, Phyllostomidae. The transcript is spliced from 13 exons.